Messenger RNA from Pocillopora damicornis (cauliflower coral), 1707 nucleotides. RefSeq names its product monocarboxylate transporter 3. NCBI's taxonomy places the organism in Eukaryota, Metazoa, Cnidaria, Anthozoa, Scleractinia, Pocilloporidae. Gene Ontology annotation, molecular function: transmembrane transporter activity. Gene Ontology annotation, biological process: transmembrane transport. The record is from RefSeq and is a predicted model, not a curated record.
AUGAAUCACGAGGAGAUAUCAUCUUGCACUGUGGAAACCGCAGAUGGAGGAAAAUGUAUCAGCUGUAAACGUCAACAAGUAGAUAGUGCGUGCAGUUGGUUUGUGUGCACUCUUGGUCUGAUAUCAAGUAUUUUGAUUCUUGGAUUCGUGUUUAGCUUUGGGGUAUUGAAUCCUGUCUUUUUAGAGGAGUUUCGACGGGGAAAAGCUCGCACAGCAUGGGUGGGAUCCCUGUGCAUGGCGUGUGCGUCGUUCUUUGGACCUUUGGCGGCAAAACUGUGUGAUCGGCUUGGCUGCCAGGCCGUCAGCAUAUGCGGCGCUUUGAUAUGCAUCGCUAGCCUUUCGGCCAGCUCUCUAGUGCCCUACAUGUGGAUGUUAUACUUAACAUACAGCUGUUUGUAUGGAUUUGGCGCUAGCUGUGUUCACACUGCUCUGUUUCUAGUGGUGUCUGCGUCUUUUGAUAAGGGACGAUCUUUAGCCACAGGGACUCUUGUGGCGGGUCAUGCUGCAGGCAUCAUGAUCGUGUCUCCUGUUUUACAGAUUUUACUUGAUAAUUUCAGUUGGCGAACUUCAUUUCUCAUAUGGGCCGGUUUGACUUCCCCCGUGUGUGUAUUUGGCUUCUUUUUCCAUAGCAACUUGAAGAAAGGCCCCGGUUAUCGAAGAAGGUCAACAAACGAUCAGGAUGAGAGUUAUUCGCAAAAAUUUUCAAUCUGGAGACAUCCGCCGUUUGUAGUUUAUACAGUGUCAACUACCAUUUUGUAUCUUGGACUUCAUAUUCCACAAGUUCAUAUGGCAAGCUUCUGCAGAGAUCUUGGUAUCCAAAGUAAACAAUCUUCGAUGUUGUAUCUCGGGUUUGGACUUGCUUCAGUGAUAGCCAGAUUGGUUGUUGGAAAACUAUGUGACAAGAGAUUUCACGCACAGCACAUCUUCCAGGUAGCAGGAUUUGUGAUGGGUGGCGCCACACUGCUGUGCCCCGUUAGCUCCAGGAGUUAUGCUCUUCUCAUGGUCUAUUUCGUGACCUUUGGUUUCGCAGAGGGGUCAUCGGCCACGCCCAUCAAUUAUCUUAUUUUAAACUGUGUACCUGUCACUCAUCGUUCCAAGUCCUUUGGUUUCUGGUUAUUUUUCUUAUCUUUGACUAUGGCUGUUGGACCUCCGUUUGCAGGUUUCAUUGCAGACGAGUUAGGAUCGUACAUACCUGCUUUCUACAUGUCUGGCUCGCUCAUAAUGAGCAGCGCGGUCGUAGUAUUUAUCCUACGUUAUUUCAAAAAACGAGGUGAUCUGCCGAAGAAUGAUGGCCAGACGCAAAUGAAGGUCUCGCCUGAGGAAAGUAAGACCGUGCUGUAACCCUCCUUUGCGAGGAAAUUGUACGGGUUUUGUUCUUUGUGCACAUCGUUCUGGCUCCUCUCGUUCGCUAAGGCCUCACGCGGGGUAUAUUUUCCAUUGCACAAAUCAUUUUCUGCUGCGUUGGAGUAUGUAUCACAAAAUCACAAAAUCCGUUAGCCUGUUUCAGAAUCUCGGUUUAUGGACAAGAGUAAAACAGCAAGCGGGCGACCCUGGUAGCGUGGUUCACAACGAAAAACAGCAUCUUUUCUUUCCGACAUCCCCACCACCCGUUCCCAGUCGUCUCCAAAAUGUGAAAUGUGUGCAGAGCUUAAGUAGGAGAGUUACGAAAGACGGAAAGGAGGAAACAACAUCGUCUUCUCCUCUCGC